Messenger RNA from Rhodamnia argentea, 1284 nucleotides. Its product is annotated as protein COP1 SUPPRESSOR 2. The record is from RefSeq and is a predicted model, not a curated record. The transcript is spliced from 6 exons. Gene Ontology annotation, biological process: mRNA splicing, via spliceosome. Gene Ontology annotation, cellular component: spliceosomal complex. The coding region runs from base 167 to 1012 and encodes 281 amino acids. Lineage: Eukaryota; Viridiplantae; Streptophyta; Magnoliopsida; Myrtales; Myrtaceae.
UCGUUUGUGGAGCGAUGAAAACGUGGGGUCGAAGGGACCUCGGAGGCGCGGAGCGCAGUUGACCAGUGAAAAGAGGAGCUCCGAAUCGAGGCGGAGCGCUUCGGUGUUCUUGUGAUUCGUGAGCUGAUCCACUCUUCGAAUUCGAACGAAGAAUCAAUCAAUCCUGAUGCAGCAUCAGAAGAAGAACUUCAGGAAGCGGUCUCUCGAAGAGGAAGAAGGCCAAGGAGGAGAGAACGAGCCGAAAAGCAGUCACUCUGAUGACGAGGAAGAACGAAGAUUGGCGUUGGAGGAGGUGAAGUUUCUCCAGAAACAGAGGGAGAGGAAAUCUGGGAUCCCCGCCGUCCUGAAGGCUCAGAAAAGCGGCGUCGGGGCUCGCGUGGGCUCGGCUGCGACGCUGGUCGAGAAGAGCGAAGGCGACGGUGAAAAGGAGGACUUGGUUCUUCAAGACACUUUUGCUCAGGAGACUGCGGUCAUGGUUGAAGAUCCUAACAUGGUAAAGUAUGUUGAGCAAGAAUUGGCGAAGAAAAGGGGCAGGAACAUUAAUAAAAGUGAUCAACUGGCGAAUGAUAUAAAGAGUGCGGAAGAUGAACUGUACAAGAUUCCAGAGCAUCUCAAAGUGAAGGGGAGAACUUCGGAUGAAGGCUCUACCCAGUGGACAACUGGGAUUGCUGAGAUUCAGCUUCCUAUUGAAUACAAGUUAAGAAACAUUGAAGAGACAGAGGCUGCUAAAAAGCUCCUGCAGGAGAAGAGGCUCAUGGGAAGGACAAAGUCCGACUUUAACCUCCCCUCAAGUUACAGUGCAGAUUAUUUCCAUCGUGGCAGAGAUUAUGCUGAAAAACUUAGAAGAGAGCAUCCUGAGCUGUACAAGGACCGUAGUUCACAGGAUGAUGGUGCUGGAUCAAAACCAGCAGAUGAUAGCGCUGAUGCACCUGGACAAAGGCAAGCUGCAACAGAUGAAUUUAUGCUGGAACGUUUUCGAAGACGGGAGCGCCACCGGGGUAUGAGGAGAUAAUUAUGAUUGGUUUUUUGCUUCUCCGAGCUGCAUUUGCAUGGACAGUUAUACAUCUAAAACUAGAAAGAUGUAGGCUCCAACAACAGAAACUUCGGGCAAAGCCGAUAUUCUCUGAUGAGUUACUUUUGAGUUAUUCAAUGGAGGGCCUCCUCUUGUUCAUUGUUAACUGGACAUGGAUAUUGGUGUUGUGGAAUUCUGAGUGGAAAGUUCAUAGUCUAAUGUAUCAGUUUUCUUCCUGAAGGAUUCAUGUAAGAACCGCAUGAUCCAGUCCA